AUGGCCGCUAGAGCCACCGACUAUGACUCCUGGUCGUUACAAGAGCUUAGGGAUGAAACUACGAGAAGAUGUAUUUAUUUUCCACGUAAGGACGGGGUUAAGACCUUAGCUAGCAGACUAAGAACCUUAGAUCGGUUAGGCCAAAGUUCGGGCGAUGAGGGGGAAAACGAGAAUCUUGCGGAGUCUGCUCAGGACACUAGUCUCAGUUUUGAACAAAGAUUACAGCUACAGGAACGUGAAAUGUAGAUGCUAGAAUUACGAAGGAAAAUUAGUCAGGAGCAAAGGGAAAUUAGGGAGAGAGAGAGAGAGAGAGAGGCGUCAGGCAGAAAGGGAGACGGGGAAAGAAAGAAGAGAGUAUGAAAGGCAAAAGUCCCAGGAAGAAGAAGAACGUUUCAUUCGAGAAUGAGGAGAGACUCAGAGCUGAGAAAAAACAAUUUGCUGCAAGAAAGUCGGAAAGACGGCAGGUGAGUAACAAUGAGACUAGAGGGCCCAAAUUUAUGAGGGAAAGUGAAGAUAUGGAUGAUUAUUUCCUUAUUUUUGAAAUGACUGCAAGGGCACAAUCCCUACCUGAGGGGGACUGGGUUGGUAACUUAGUACCCAAGCUAACUGAAAAGGCUAAGUCAAUCUACUCAGAAAUUCCUUACCCUGCCUCCCAAGAUUAUUUCGAAAGUAAGGCCAUUAUCAUUAAAGCUUACCAGUUAACUGCUGAUCAUUAUAGAUAUAGGUUUCGGACCUCGGAGAAAAGGAAACAGGACCCGUAG
This is a messenger RNA of Porites evermanni, 761 nucleotides long. The record is from the annotation of a GenBank genome assembly. NCBI's taxonomy places the organism in Eukaryota, Metazoa, Cnidaria, Anthozoa, Scleractinia, Poritidae.